AUGAACGACGUCUGCGGCCUGCACGCGAACAACGACUGCAAGAUCAACUGCGAUCUCCAAGGGACUGGGUGUACACCCAUGUGGGGGUACAAGGGAAGUGUGGGGCAAGACGGGGUGCUGAACCAGCUUGACGACGGAACGCCUUGCGAGUCGGGUCAGGGGGUGUGCAUAAGCGGCACCUGCGUCGGCAACAACGUCCCGGCGCCAACGCCGACGGGGUGUACGAUGUCGAUUGUCGGCAACACUUGUGACACGUAUUGGGAAUUGUACGGAUGGAUUUGUGCGACUAGGGAGAAUUUUGGCUGGGACUGCUCUGGGUGCAACUACGCUGGUGACACUUGGUUUGAUCCGGUGCCAACGGUCGAAUGCAGUCCGACGCCAGCCCCACCUCAGACUCCACCUGUGACUCCAUCUCCGACUCCACCAAUGACUCCAGCUCCAACCGUGCCGACAGUCGAGCCGACUCCAGUGCCAACUGCACCGCCGACUCUAGCUCCCACUCCAGCGCCGUCUCCAGCGCCCACUCCGAACUUGCCAUUCUGCGUUGGACAUAUGCGGAUCUAUUUGUAA
This is a messenger RNA of Prorocentrum cordatum, 570 nucleotides long. The record is from the annotation of a GenBank genome assembly. Lineage: Eukaryota; Dinophyceae; Prorocentrales; Prorocentraceae.